Lampris incognitus (smalleye Pacific opah) is the source of this 1732-nucleotide messenger RNA. RefSeq names its product protein-L-isoaspartate (D-aspartate) O-methyltransferase (gene pcmt1). Lineage: Eukaryota; Metazoa; Chordata; Actinopteri; Lampriformes; Lampridae. Gene Ontology annotation, biological process: protein modification process. The record is from RefSeq and is a predicted model, not a curated record. The transcript has 8 exons. The coding region runs from base 79 to 762 and encodes 227 amino acids. Gene Ontology annotation, cellular component: cytoplasm. Gene Ontology annotation, molecular function: protein-L-isoaspartate (D-aspartate) O-methyltransferase activity.
CGUUUCUUAGGCAGAACGGUCGGCGCAGGCGCGGCACUGACAGCUGCUGUGUACUUGCUCCGCAAAGUGUGUUUAAUAAUGGCCUGGAAAUCUGGAGGAGCCAGCCACGCAGAGCUCGUCAACAAUCUCCGCAAAAAUGGGAUCAUUAAGUCGGACAAGGUCUAUGAAGUCAUGCUGGCCACAGAUCGAGCCCAUUUCUCCAGAUGCAACCCUUACAUGGACUCUCCGCAGUCAAUAGGCUAUCAAGCGACUAUCAGUGCCCCGCACAUGCACGCCUAUGCCCUGGAGCUCCUGCAUGACCAGCUGUAUGACGGGGCCAAAGCCCUGGACGUGGGCUCCGGCAGUGGGAUCCUCUCCGCGUGCUUUGCACGAAUGGUGGGUCCCAAAGGGAAGGUGAUCGGAAUUGAUCACAUCAAAGAGCUGGUAGAUGACUCGAUAAACAACGUGAAGAAAGAUGACCCGGGUUUGAUAACAUCGGGCCGUGUGAAGCUGUUAGUGGGAGACGGGCGAAUGGGCUACAUGGAGGAGGCGCCUUAUGACGCCAUCCACGUUGGUGCGGCAGCACCCACAGUACCCCAAGCGCUCCUGGACCAGCUGAAGCCAGGUGGUCGCCUGAUCCUGCCUGUGGGCCCAGCUGGCGGGAACCAGAUGCUGGAGCAGUACGACAAGAUGGAUGAUGGCAGCACCAAAAUGAAGCCCUUGAUGGGAGUGAUUUAUGUGCCUUUAACAGACAAAGACAAGCAGUGGUCCAGGUGGAAGUGACUUCCUUCUCCCUCUCCUCCCUCUCUCUCCUUCUCACAGUGGCAAAGGGAUGAACUUUGAAGAGGAAGAUGGUUGAUGUCCAACAUUUCAGUUUGAACCUGGAUUAAAAACUAGAACGGGAUUCCGAUGCCAGUUGGAAUUCUCUGAACGCAUAACAAACUACAGUGUACUUGUUUUAGAGCUCUAACAGUGGAUUAGAGUGUCGUGAUGAUGAAACUGCCCCCAGAGGGAAGGGGGGAAAACAAAAGACUGCUUGAAGUUGAGCACAGAAAAAGUGGAGAGGGGGGGAUAAUGCUUUGUUUUCUUCACCAUGCAUCUUCGGUUAUGUAUGUUUUCAGUUGCCGGAGUUUUGGUUGGUUUGUUGUGGCUUCAGUUACUGCAUUGCAAUCCACCAUUUCUAUAGUCGUGUUUCAGCUCCAGCGGAGCUGGUUGGACAAUGAGGAGGAGAGUCCCGAGGUUCCAGAUAACUCACCCAGUCGCAGACUGUGUCUUCAUCUAACUAGAAUAUAAAAAAGCUUGUGCACCCAGUUGACAGUAUUUAGGUACACACGGCAACAUAAUGGCUGAUGCAACACACACAUCCUGUUAUUUGAUGUGCAGCACUUCUAGGCGACACCAGAUGUAGAUUAAGCAAUGCGUUUGAAUAUUACGGCACAUGCCUCCAUGCACUCAAGUUGAGUGGAGCACAAAUUACUCAUGUGUGCACUUACAGGGCUAUGCUCUGCACCUGGUGAUGUAUUGCUUUCCGCCUCCAGUUUUCCCGGCACCUUGUACAGGCUCCUCUGGUGACUUUAAAGAAAUGAGAGUCACUGCUUUGCCAAAAUAAACUCAUAAAGCGAAUGUGUCUCAUGUUUUCUUAAAUUGAACAGAAUCCAAAAUGAGCCAUACUUUAUUUUGGGUUAUCUGUGAUGGACGAUUCACACCGUCUGGAAUGGCAUAUACAGAAUGGCAAAUAAAGAGAUGCUUAAGU